CAGUUGGUGAGCUCAGCUGGACAGCGUGGCCACGCCGCCGGUCACCGCUGAUCGGGCCAGCUGUCCGGGUAUUUUGGACUUUUCUGGAGGCCCCGGGGACCCCUGUCACCCCUGGGGACCGCCUGAGGGGCCUCAGGGUCCAAAAAGUGCUGCUAGAGGCGUUUUCUAAGGAAAAGCUGGUCUUUAAUGGCCUUGGAGUUGGGUUUAAAUGCCCGGAUUGACCGGAGGCUAUUUGUGACGUCAGCAUCUGGAGAGGCGGGACCAGUCCGGGGCGCGCCAAAAGACGGCUCGGCGGCGCGGGAAGCGACGACGGCGACGCCUGGUGGAAGACGUCUGAUUUUGAGCACAUCUGAUGCGUGGUGAGCUGCACGUGCCAAUCAUGUCUGCCGAGGAGGCACCGGACCCGCAGCUCGACCUGCUGACAGCUCUUACGGAGAAUGUGGACGCGCUCCGCCAGAGCCUGGCGCGACCUGGCGUCGACCUGAACCAUGUGUACAAACCGCCAUACAGUGGCACGGCGCUACACUACGCCGUGCGUCACGGUCAGGCGGCUGCCGUAGCUGCGCUGCUCGCCGCUGGGGCUCGCACUGAUGUUCGCGAUCGAGCGCGUCUAGUGCCGCUUCACCUCGCCGUGAAGGGUGGACACGAUGCCAUCGUGCGCGCGCUGCUGGAGCACGGCGCGGACGUGAACUCGCAGGAUGAGGAGGAGCGAGGCGUGCUGCACCUUCUGGCGCUGCAGUGGGGCGACUCGCCGGCCCAGUGUGAGCGCGUGCUGGAGACGCUGCUGGCCGCGCCGGGACUGGACGUGGACGGACGCGACUGCAGCGGAUGCUCUCCGCUGCUUCUGGCAGCGCGCCGUGGAGCUGCCGAGCUGUGCCGCCGACUGGUGGAGCGUGGCGCCGACCUCGACUGCCGCGUGGGACCGCACUGCGCGCGCGACCUGCUCCAGAAGAAGUUUCCCUGGCUGCUGGAGGUGACGCCCACACCGGUAGAGGUGGUGGAGCGGGAGCCCGGUCGACGGCUUUACGAGGCUCUGCGAGCCGGUGAUAAGGCCGAGUUCUCCGCCGCGCUGGCCCGUGUUCGCGCGCUGGACGAUGAUGCGCGUGCAGAGGCGUUGGAACGCGCUCACGGCAACUUCACGUGUCUGCAGUUCGCGGCUGAUAACGGCCUGGAGGAGGAGAUUGGCGAAUUGCUGGAGGCGGGCGCGGACGUCGGUUCCUCCAGCUCCGGCUCCGGAUCGCCAGUUGAAGUGGUCACCGGAGACCGGCGUCCCAGCGCGUUCUACUACGCCUGCUACCACGGCUACCACCAGGUGCUGGAGAAGCUGCUGGAGGCGGCGCGCUCCAGCGGCCGCGAGGUGGACCUACUGCAACCGGACGCCACUGGCGCUACGCUGCUUCACCAGCUCACCCGGCGCGCUCCACAGCAGCGCGCGGCCGACCCACGCGUGGACCCAGCCCGCUGUCUGAGAAUGCUGCUCGGCUGUGGUCUACCGGUGGGCGUCAACACCCAGGACAGGCGCGGCAACACGCCCCUCCACUUCGCUGCGCUGCACGAGGACCAGAGUCUGGUGGCGCCGUUGCUGAUAAACGGCGCCAACAUCGGUAUCGCCAACCAGUUCGGCACCAUGCCCGUGGAGCGCAUCCAGCCGGCGGCCAUGGAAGCGGCGCUCGACCUGUCGGUGCGUGGCAGCGACGUGGCUCCUGCAGACCACGACUUCUGCAUCAGUUUCCACUACGACUGCCUGGUGCCGCCGGGCACGGGCGACUCGCUGCCGGCCGCCUCCGAGACCGCGCCGCUGUUCUUCGUGGGCCAGUCGCGGCGCCACCAGCGACUGCUGCAUCAUCCGGUCCUCUCCAGCUUCCUCACCGUCAAGUGGCUGAAGAUACAGCCACUCUAUCUGUUGGCUGUGGCGCUGUACGCAGUGUUCGUGGCCAUUCUCACGGCGUAUGUGUACCUCGAGUUUGACGUGCAGCCGGAGACUGGAGAGCUGCGCCCGUCUCCGCUCGUCUCCGCCGCUGGCCUAAUCGCCAUGGAGGUCGUUCUCUGUCUCGUACUUGUGCUGCUUGUGGUGCGCGAGUUGUGGCAACUGGCACUCUCUUGGCGCGCGUACGUGUCACACCGGGAGAACAUCCUGCAGGUGGGACUGAUUGUGCUACUGGCGGUGAUGUUGGUAGGUUCGAUGUCGCGGCUGACGCGACUCCACAUUGCCGUCUGGGUCAUCAUCCUCGCCUGGCUCGAGUUCGUCCUGCUGCUGGGACGCCACCCCAAGCUCUCGACCUACAUCAUGAUGUUCAAGACCGUUUCGGAGAACUUCAUCAAGUUCAUCUUCCUCUAUUCAUUCCUCAUCAUCGCCUUCUCGAUCGCGUUCAACCUGCUAUUCCGCACGGACGAGCACUUCAACACGUACUGGCGUGCGCUGCUGAAGACGGUCGUCAUGUCCACGGGUGAGAUGGAGUACACGUCGCUCGAGUUCACCCGGUCCGCCUACUCAGGCCACAUCGCCUUCUUUGGCUUCCUCUUCCUGAUCGCGCUGGUGUUGAUGAACCUGUUGAACGGUCUCGCAGUCUCGGACACUGCUGCCAUCCAGGCAGACGCCGAGCUGUACAGCCUGAUCGCUAGGGUCAGCCUCAUCCACUACACCGAAGCGGCUGUGAUCGGCUCUGCUGCGGCCACCGGUGGCGGCUGCUGCGGCGGCAAGGCAGCCUCCGCCUGCCUGGAGAGGGCGCGUCACUGGCUGGCACACCGCGUCCUACUCUUCCCGCGCUGCGCCAAGGGCCGCCGGAUGACCGUGCGUCCCAACGCCGACCGGUCGCGGCUCUCCUGCUGCCAGAGCCACACCUUCGGCAUCGACAAGAAGGUGGUGGAGGCUGCGCACGCGCUGCUGGCGCGCGGAGAGCACGUGCUCGAUGACCGGAUGGCCGCUAUGGAGCGUAAGCUGGACGUCCUGAUGAAGCUGGUGCAGGACCUCAAGGGCCCCGAGAAGGCCUAAAGAGGUGAAACUUGAGUGCCACGAGGCGAAGCGGGAUGUGGAUAGCGAACAGAUUUCCAACUGAAUGCUAGCAGGGCAGAGGUGUUGGGCUCCAUUUAGUUGCUCUGUACUCACAGCUUGGGCAGUCGGCUUCCCUAGAUGCGGAAUGCCUAGGAGAAAGCUUUGGCGACGUCGCUUCAGUUGGGGUGCAACUAAAACAAGGCUGUUGUGCAACUAGAAUCCCUGCUGCUCUCCACGGUUUGUGAUGCAAAGUGCCAGACGGUGAUAAAAUCAAUGAACCGAAGUGACGUCCCAAUUGCUUUAUUGGGCUCCAAUUGAUCGUGAUUGGACGGUGGUUGGGGCUUGGGUUGUGACGGAAAAUUGCGUUGUGCAGUUGUGUUGGAGUGCAAGGGGUUUGUUCAGGCUCACCUAACCCGUGGAGGGACUGUGGAGAGGCUAGAGUCGGAGUCCUCCAAUGUAACCGCACUAGACUGAUGAUAUCCACGCAUAGCUGUGCCUCGUUGUCUAGUACCCAUUGUUGCCUUAUUUCGGUCAUAAGGAGGCUUGGAAAUGAGGUUGCUAAAUUAUUGUGUCGGAAAGCUAAGCAGUCGCCGGUGGACAUGCAAUUACGACAUCGCAUUGCAGGAAACGAAUGUGCCUUCCGUACCUAUUUGUUUUGUAGUAGGUAAGUAGUUACCUUGUAUUGUCUGUUGAUGCACUCUACGAUAGUGUUAGAUUUAUUCGCAAUCUCUUGUAGUGCUUUUUGGAGGACCGUUAUUCGCGAUCUCGCUUUCUGAGGCUCCAGGCGUUGCCUUGCUAUCUUUUAGUGUUGAAUCGGGCCCUAUUGACGAUCUUUUUGUAUGUAGAUUGCAGCUCGGUACCGCUUUUACCUACUGACAUUGAGCGGGUGAUUUAUCACUCUCGACAUUCCUUUGAGCGUUCCGUCGUCUGCGAUCUGUUUCUGUCGAUGGACACUUCGUUCAUCGCAAAGAUUGAGAACGGUGCAACAUGACGUUGGAAUACAAGCAGUAUUUUAAUA
Messenger RNA from Amphibalanus amphitrite, 4010 nucleotides. RefSeq names its product transient receptor potential cation channel protein painless-like. The record is from RefSeq and is a predicted model, not a curated record. Lineage: Eukaryota; Metazoa; Arthropoda; Thecostraca; Balanomorpha; Balanidae. The coding region runs from base 353 to 2992 and encodes 879 amino acids. The transcript is spliced from 2 exons. Gene Ontology annotation, cellular component: membrane. Gene Ontology annotation, biological process: transmembrane transport; monoatomic ion transport. Gene Ontology annotation, molecular function: protein binding; monoatomic ion channel activity.